Messenger RNA from Pseudophryne corroboree (corroboree frog), 13836 nucleotides. It is a transcript of the gene BACH2, whose product is annotated as BTB domain and CNC homolog 2. Gene Ontology annotation, molecular function: DNA-binding transcription factor activity, RNA polymerase II-specific; protein binding; RNA polymerase II cis-regulatory region sequence-specific DNA binding. Gene Ontology annotation, biological process: regulation of transcription by RNA polymerase II. Bases 706 to 3219 code for a protein of 837 amino acids. The transcript has 7 exons. The record is from RefSeq and is a predicted model, not a curated record. Lineage: Eukaryota; Metazoa; Chordata; Amphibia; Anura; Myobatrachidae.
CAGUCACACACGCUGCUCUGCAAUCAGGAUGACGAGAGGCAGGCACACAUCACACUCGCUGUCUCAUAGCAGAUAUACACACACAAGGAAGUGACCUAACUUAACUUGUGUGCUCUCCACAUUGUGUGAGAAAUCAGAUCGUCAGCUGCUGCCUGCUCCCAGCAUGAGCUGACACAUCCACACCGACCGCAAAUAGGAGAGCAGCAGCAGCUACGUUUCCCCUUGCAAAGCCUUCCUCUUUACAAGCCCCACGUAAAAGGGGGUGGGGGUGGAUCCUGAUUGAGGAGCUGCUAUCCCUGGCUCCUGGGAAGUGGGAACAACAACAACAAGCAGCCUGAGAAGCAGCAGCUACGGCGAGUGGCCAUGUGAUGUCUCCCUGGUGGGUGAGCUUGUAAAACCAAAUAGAAGAAGCGAGGCACAGCCAGAGAGAGGCAGCGUGCUGCGCCGGGGAAGAGGAGGAACUGAGAGUGCACAGAAGGUGGUAAGCUGCCAUUGUGACAGGAAGGAUUUCUCCCAGAAACAUCAAAGACGAAGGUUUGGCUGUGUUCUGUUAAAUGACUGCUUCUUGGGACAACUUCAGACACUGCGAGAUAAUCAGAUCUGGAAAUCCAAACCAAGUCUUCCAUGUGCCCACAAUGACCUUCCGAAGUGUGAAUAAGCAUGAAGAGAGUGUCACAGAAAUAACUGUUCAGUGAUUUCUGGAAAAUGUAUAUUAAUAGAGAGAGACAUCAUUUAAAGGGUCUGAACGGAAUGUCUGCAGAUGACAAGACUGAAUCGCCCAUGUACGUGUAUGAGUCAACUGUGCAUUGUACAAAUAUUCUACAGUGCCUCAAUGACCAGUGGAAACAGGACAUUCUCUGUGAUGUCACCUUAGUAGUGGAAGGAAAGGAGUUUCGAGCCCAUCGGGCGGUGCUGGCCGCAUGCAGUGAGUACUUCCUGCAAGUACUAGUUGGGCCAGCAGACCAUGGACUGGUAAUCAGCCUGCCAGAAGAGGUCACUGCUAGAGGAUUUGGUCCAUUGUUGCAGUUUGCCUACACUGCAAAGCUAUUACUGAGCAGAGAAAACAUCCAAGAGGUCAUCCAAUGUGCUGAAUUCCUGCGUAUGCACAACCUGGAAGACUCCUGCUUCCGCUUUCUUCAGAGGCAGCUUCUAAACAGCGAGGAUGGCUUGUUUCUGUGCAAGAAAGACACCUCGUGCCAGAGUGCUCCAAGUGAGACAUUUGAUUGUGAAGAGGAAACUAUGGAAUCUGAAACCUCAAAAAUAUCUUGUCCCAAGGAAAGACUACACCACGAGCCUUUUCACUUUGGUUCAGGGGAGAAAGCCACAGACAGCAAUGAAGCUAAUUUGCCUAAUUCAAAUAUGCAAAGGGAUAACAAGGAAAGUUUAGACAAGGAUCCUAUAAUCCGCUAUCCACGAUAUAAGAAAUACCAGCUGGCUUGUACUAAGAAUGUCUACAAUACAUCACACAGUACCUCAGGUUUUACAAGCACAUUCAAUGAAAAUAACUCUGAAAUUGGCCUAAAAUUAAGACUUCCUUUAAGCCAGAUCAAAAGUGAGCCUCGGGAUGAUGAUGAUAAUGAAGAAGAGAGUGUUACACUUUGCCUGUCUGGAGAUGACACUGACAUCAGGGAUAAAGAAGGGGAUAUCGAGAUGGUGGGGAAACAACUCAGCCCUGUUAACAUUGAUGACCCAAAAAAUGUGUCAUCCCCUUCCAGUCUAAGAACGUUUUUUAGUAGAACGAAAGGGGAGGAAUUGAUUGACUUGCCUGGUACUUCCCAACAGCGUUUUGUCAGAAGUCCUUCAUGCCCUGUGGAAAAGGGAGCAACUCAGGGUGACCAUAAAACUGAAUACAACCCGUUCACUGGGAAUUAUGAACUGUCUUGUGAACCUCAUAAAGAUUCCUCUAACUUCCUAAUGGCUUCCCCUCUACGGGGGUCUGGCUCAGAACUUGCAUCUAAGCAUGAGAUGGAACUAGACAGGAGAAGUGUCAUAUUCUCUUCAAGUGCUUGUGACCAAAUAAGCACCCCGGUGCAAUCAUAUUCUGGUGUGAGCUGUUUGGACAAAGAGUUUUCUGAGCAUGUGCCAAAAGGUCUUUGGGCAGGAGCUAGCCAAUCUCUUCCUAGUUCGCACACCUUUUCCCACAGCGGGCUGGUAACAGACCAAUUACCAGGAAGGCUGCGGCCAAACACUAGUUGUCCUGUGCCAAUUAAAGUGUGUCCCCGUUCCCCGCCUUUGGAAACUAGAACCAGGACAUCAAGCUCAUGCUCCUCUUACUCAUAUGCAGAAGAUGGCAGUGGUGGAUCCCCUUGUAGCCUUCCUCUCUGUGAAUUUUCAUCAUCCCCCUGUUCACAAGGCCCUCGUUUUCCACCUACUGAUCAUCAAGAAGCUUGUUCAAUGGCAGACUCCAUUUUUAACCAAGUAAGGCCGCAAAUAAAAUGUGAGCAGUCAUAUGGAACAAACUCGAGCGAUGAAUCUGGAUCAUUUUCAGAAGCAGACAGUGAGUCCUGCCCUGUGCAAGACAGGGGACAUGAGGUUAAGUUGCCCUUUCCAAUUGAUCAAAUCACAGAUCUUCCACGCAAUGAUUUUCAGAUGAUGAUAAAGAUGCACAAGCUGACCUCUGAACAGUUGGAAUUUAUUCACGAUGUCCGGCGCCGAAGCAAAAACAGGAUAGCUGCCCAGCGCUGCCGUAAGAGGAAACUUGACUGUAUACAGAACUUAGAAUGUGAAAUACAUAAGCUGGUGUGUGAAAAGGAAAAGUUGUUAUCGGAGAGGAACCAGCUGAAGGCAUGCAUGGGGGAGCUACUGGACAACUUCUCUUGUCUGUCCCAGGAAGUGUGUAGGGAUAUCCAGAGCCCUGAGCAGAUCCAAGCUCUGCACAGGUACUGCCCUGUUUUGAGGCCUCUGGAUCUACCCAAUGCGGCUGCAUUUAACCCUUUACCAGCAAGAGGAGAGCAAAGUCUUGUCACUGCUCAGGAUGCAGGGGAAAACAUGCAGUGCUGCAAUGAGCAAUCCCCAAUACAACAUGGAGGUCACACAAUUCCUAACAACAUACCAGACAAUUGUAUCGCAAGAAGAGGGCUGGAGGGAUCUGACCACGGUACUUACUCAGAGAGGCAAACUUGUUUGGAACAGAACAGCCAAACAGUAACAGUUGAUUUCUGUCAGGAAAUGACCGAGAAAUGUACAACGGAUGAGCAACCUAGGAAAGAUUUCUCCUAGUAAUGUCUGAUGGUGUCCAUAUAUAUGGCCAAGCAGAAGUCACCAGUCAGCCUUUGGCUGCCACUGCCUCCAGAAAACAUUAUUGGUGCACACUACAGCAGUCUUAGCAGCAAUACUGUUUUAUAAGUAUUUCCCUCCUCUCUGAAAGCAGGAGAUCCCUUCACGAUGGUGCUAUACCUUGCUCAGGCAAGGAAUUAUACAGUGUCUACACUGUCCUCCUUGCGUUCUAUUUUAUUUGUUAAUGUAUUCUAACUUCAGAUCUUAACAGGGAUGGACUUAACAUCCAUGACGACCCAACAGCAGCUUAUAUUCUCAGUGACCCAUGUCACAAAAACCUAUCUCAGGAAUUUCCUUGGAAUGUUCAUUUGUUUUUCAUUGAAGACCGCUAAUCAAGGUUUUAUAGGUAAAGUGUAUGUAGGUUCUUUAUCCAUAUGCAAAAAGUCCACGCAUCCCUCAAUUUUCACACCCUAAAACUGGAAGUCUUCUGUUUUCUAUUGUAUACGCAAGAUACAACAUUCCUAUUUAUGUCAUUGAUGCCACACAGACUGCUUAUUAUCUAUUUUUCCUCAGUCUGACACUAUCAGCUAGUUAUUUAUUAACCACCGUAUGGACACCUUCUCUAGUUUUCUUCUCCACAGAUGUUUUAGAGCAGUACAGCUGCAGUUUCCAUUCAAUCAAGAAGUUUCUUUGUAGAUUUUUCUUUCUUACACAGACUGUACAAUUUGCCCUUGUACCAUGCACUGAGCUUUGCUAUUGUGUGUAAAUGUAACAUGACUACAUAUGCAUUAUUUGUUUGUAAAACAAAGAAAACAAAAAAAGAAAGAAAAUACUCAGGAGAUUAGGAUGUACAGUAGGAACAUUUUCUUGCCAAAUAUUACAUUUACCAUAUAGUGUAAAACUUCAAAAUGAUUAAUCCCUCUUCAAUCCUGGUAACAUAAUAUCUGUUCUCAAAAUAAUGAACUUUUGAUUUCUGUGGGUGAUCGUUGUGUAAGAAACACAUUAGGAAUCAGGAUUAAAAUGCUGACAAAGGGAGUACGCUGCAGUCCAUCAAACCAAUGAAAAUCAUUUACCUCAUAAAAAAGUGCAGGAAUUCUGAAACAUGUUUUUAACCCAUACAUUUUAACCUAGUAUUUUAUAUUAUUGUUUCCCGGUUUCCCUAGGUGAUUUUCUUAAUAACAUGGUCACAAGUAACACUGUGACUUGCCUGUAUUGCUGUUGUCCCAAAACGUAUAUAAUGGAUUGCAUGCUCUGUUGCUGUUAUUUGGAAGAUGAAAACUUUAAAAAACUUAGUUGACUGUUGCUUGAAUGGUUGCUAUGAAAAUGCAACUCUAGGCAGCUCAGACGUAUAUUAAAAUGUAUUUUUGACCCUGCAGUACAAUGUAUGCAACAUACUGUGCUGCAGUAAGCUCUCAGUUGAUUAUGCUUGUUAUUUUCUAAAUUUCUAUUAUGUUCCCACUGCUUUUGCUUUACUUGUAACAUAAAGUGAAUAGGAAAUUAUUCUCCUCCAGUGUACUUAAAACAAAGACAUUUGCAAGUUCUUACCAUAAAUAUAAAGUGAGUUUGUAUUGAGGGUACUUUCAUAUUGCUACCCCAACAUCAGGGUAACGAGUGUACCUUAGCAGGCUAGUUUAUUAAAGGUUGUGCCAUCUUGCUAUUAUAAUGUGUAAGUAUUUAGCACAUUUUCAUAAACCAUUCUGGAGAUCCAUGUAUUAUGGAAGAAAUGUAUCUCCUGAAUACUAAAUAGUUAACAUAUUAACAGAAUGAAAUUAGGAAAAAACUAAAUUGUCAACAAUCUUAAAUUGUUUAUAAAUUAAGUGCGAUUUGUUAGGGGUCAUUCAAAGUAGUGUUUUUUUUUAAAGGCUGCGUUACAGUAAGUCUAGCCAUAAAAAUCGCAUUUUAAGAAAUAAACCCCUAACGCAUGUACUUUUUUCUUCUAGCGAUCUUAAAACAACAUGUAAUAUUUCAGCCCAGAAUAUUAAACCUUAUAAAUAUGUAGUUAAAAUAUUCCACCCUAUGCCAUGCUGCUGCGGUAUGCUGAUUAAAAAAUGCAAAUGAUUAGGGGCUGUAAGAAAAACAAACUAGAUAACAUAAAAGAUGCAUUUGUUUGAAAAUAUUUUAAAUGCUCAAUUUUUUUUUGUAUUUGCUCAAUGGAUAUUUAAAAGUCAGUGCAAAGUAAUACUAGUUCUCCUUUAUUUAGGAACGAAUGGGCCUAUUUCUGAAACACUUUUGUUUCCCGAUAUAUCUCAGGCAGCAGGGGGUGUUUAACACAGGUCAAAUCCAUGUACCCCUGAAAACCAUCAUGCCUAUGGUCUUGUAGGCGAACAGUGAAAUUUGGCUCUGAUAGUGAACAGCAUCUUCCAAUGGAAAGAGCUGUUGGGAGUGCGAAAAGAGAUCUCUUCAGAUAUAUUCUCUUCCUCUGGCUUUUUCGUGUGUGUAUGUGCCACCCAAGGUAGCGCAUGUGCAGGAACACUGUUAGAACAGGACCAUGGUGUGUCAUCUUUUACCCCUGCAGCUAGUGGCAAAGGUAAAGGUUUUAUCAGUCAUUGGGACAGUUGUACUGGCAUAAAUAUAUUUGUAAUUUCCAUGAAAGCACAUCCUUUUUUACACACAUACUGGCAUUAAAAGAGGUUAUCAGGACAGAAAUGAUCAUUAAUAGCGCACUAUUCAGCUAGAUACAUGGAGGCAUCCAUUUUGUGGUUUCACCCAAUAUGUGUUCCCUUGGAUCAUUAGGGACCUGUGACAUUAUAUGUGCAUUUUACUUAACCUAUUUAGUAUCAUUUAUAAAAAUAAAUGUAUAUUUUCAUAUAGAAGCACUUUUAAGCUUAGUUAUAUGUCUAAGUUUAAUGUUUCCUACUUUUCCUGUACAUGAUAUCACUUUAAAAUAGUCCCCUCCAUUUUGGCUUAACAGCAACCUUGGUUCUCACACAUUGGGCGGUAUUCAAUUGUUUGGCUAUCUAAUAGCCAGAAAAAAACAGCCACCCAACCUACUUUUCAAACAAUUGAAUUCCCACCAUUGUGUUCACAGUAUCAAAAGAAAAGUAUUUCAAAUAAAAAAUUUGAAUGUAUAAAGAGAUGAAUGCACCAUAAAGCCACAUUAAUCCAAUGUAUUUUGUACUUCGCUGGAGGAGGUGUGUUCUUAUGUGCUAAGUAAUUUGGUUUAGUUUAUACCUCUGUACAGCAAGUAUACAAUCACUCCAAAUCCCAGUGGUGCACCUAACACCCCAUAUUUAACUUCAGUACAGUGGUUCCCAAACUGGGUGCUAUGGCCCUCUGGUGUGCCUCGGGUCCCUUGCAGAGGUGCCCUGGUUGGGUGGUCCAGGAUCAAUUCUAAUUAUUUAUAUUCAAUGUCAUCGGCAAAACCAGUGCUUGUGGCUUCCAAUGAUAAAAUAUGUGGACAAACAGAUGAACUUUCAUCAGUAGUUUUAAUAAUAAAGCUAACCGCAGCUUGGAUACAAUUAGGUAUUUAGCAAUAUAGAGAGACACAAUAGGAACAAAUACUAAAAUAAAUCAGGAAUAUAAAUAAUAAUGGGAAUAAACAAGAGGGAAGUUAUCCAUAUGCAAAGGGACAAUUACAGCACAUGAGGGCUCAUAGAAAGACAGACACUUAAAUACCAAAAGGAAACCUAAAACCAAUCCAACAGUAUAUCAUUUGCAGGUCCAUGACCCAUAUGUCAUUGUGGAGCCACAGUUCCGACGGCAGUACUCAAAGAUGGCCAUAAUGUAGAGUUAUACUUGGACCACAACCUCCACUUAAUUUUAGGAGUAGUUGGAGCAGGAUAUUUAAACCCCAGAGUCUCCAUAUCACUUUUUUGCACGUAUGUAAUAAUCUUAGAAUUUUCCUGGGGAUUAGGAUUUUUCCAGUAAGAAUAUGGCCUGUCACGUAUCAACAGUGUGGUUGGAGAGAGGAUGGAUAGUGGUGCAGUAAGCUCAUUUCAGAUUUUAAUGGGAGCAUGACCCAUAUGACAUGAAAGAUGAGAACAAAAAGAGAAGAGUACCCACCUCACCACAAUUCCUCCAACAGAGAUGAAAAGCUAAUAUACAAAUAAAUAAAUAAAUAUAUAUACUGCAUAUAUAUUUCUCAGUAAGACACUUUUGGUCUACGGUUGCAAAAGUUUGGGAACCGCUGCUUUAGUAUAUAGAUGUUGUCUUAAAUGGUAUGCAUAACCUUCCUGCAGUGUAUCCAUUUUGUGGCUAAAGUUAUUUAGCCAAUUAUCAUUGAAUUAAGAACUAGUGAUGUCAGUAUGCGACAAGGCGCCUUCUCAAGACUUUUUAGGUUUAGCCCAUAAGGCAUCUGCCUCUACUCAGCAGCUACACUUUAAAAAUAGUGGGGUCUAUUUGUGGAGAAGUGAGCCAGUUGAGAAGUUGCCCAUGGCAACCAAUCAGCUACUUUGUGUAAUUUUAUAGUAUGUAAAUUAUAAAUGUUACUUCAAUGCAGAUUGUUUGCCAUGGGCAACUUCCCAAAUGGCUCACUUCUCUACACUUUUCACUGCUUCAUGAAUAGACCCCAGUAUUUGUAUUUUAGAUUGUGCAUUAUAAUUGCAAUUUGGAUGAGAUACUUACCUAGAGAUUGGACAAUGAACUGCUAAAGGCCGUGGUUUCCAAACUUUUUUGAAUCACGGCGCCCUAAAAUAUCAUAUUUUUUUUCACGGCACCCCUAGUCCAAAAAUUUCUUAUUGAGAAGUUUAGAAAGAAAUAUUACAUUAAGUAGAUUGCAUUUAUAUGUCAUCCUUAGGGUCAGUUGUGUGGUGAGGGACAAGAUUUGCUUCUAUUUGGCCACAUAUUUUAUGACUGGCAGCCACCAGCACUGGUUUUGCCUAUUAUAUUGACCAUGAAUAAUUUGAAUUGGUCCUGGACCACCAAUCCAGGGCACCCCUGCAAGUGUCCCGAGGCACCCCAGGGAGCCACGGCACACAGUUUGGGAACCUCUGGCUAAAGGUGUUCAUUUGCCACUUUGUGAGAACACCUCAGCAAGGAGGGACUAUGUAAAAUCCCUCCUACUUGAAGCCCUAUGAAAAAAUACUCUUUACAAAGUACUAGCUCCCGUGAGAUUUAGCAUAUACAGUAGCACACAUAUCUUAAGUGCUGAUAAGUCUAUCUACUACACAUAUAUAUGAAUAUUGGUGUUGCUUUCUUUAUAUUUUUCUACUUUUGGUUGCAAUAGUAUAAAGCCUGCACCAUCUAUUAAUGAAAGGUUAAAACUGGUUAUAAAGACUAUAUGAAUUUCAUAGGGCUUGUAUGCUGAAAUGGGGAAAACUUGUGUGUUCAUGUGUUUACAAUAAAUUGUGCUAUUACAAAUACAGCAUAUAGUACACGUAGUGUGCUUUAGCGCAUUUUAAAUUUGACAGUGUAGUCCCGGAACAAGCCCAUAAGAAUCCUCUAAAUAACAGCCUACAUUAUAAUGUCACCCAUAAAGUUGUAGUAUUUGCAAAUGUUCAUGUACUAUGCUGCAUCGCCUGAGCCACAUGUAGCUGGAAUUAGCGUGACCCUCUUUCUAACAUCAAGCCUUAAAGUUCCGUUUAUUGUUCUGCCUCACAUUUUAAUCCAGAAGAUAACUGGCUCAUUGCAUUAAAUACUGAGGAUACUGUUACAAGGCCAUGGGGGUUAGGUAGAUGAUUUUUAAUUUGUAAAUCUUGGGAUAUUUUACAAUUUAAUAUCAGAUGUCAAUAAAUACAUAUACACAUUCAUUUUCUAAACUUUGACAUGUACUGUGAUACUCACUCCCACUGCAGUUAUUGUGGUGUACACUUUAUGCCUUUGAAAGUGUGUGUGUCUGUUGUAUUAAAGCAGUGUGUCAUUUAGCCCUGCAUAUUUUGUUAUAUUAGGUACUGACUUUUUUAGUGUGGAUUGUUACUUCUUUAAACUGAUCAGUAACCAGUUUUAGUAAAGAAGCAUUGUACCUGCCGUUAUCUCCUGGCAGUGUAUUGUGUGUUUUGCUAAUUUAUCUCACACUAGCAUUGGGUGUAAUGCUGCUUAUAAUACUUUUUUAUUAUUUUCUUUCUGUACAUAAUUUCUGAAAGCUGUAUACAUAAGAUCAGAUAGAAUAUACCAGUACUAAGUACUAAUACCUUCAUUAAAUGAGAACCAAUAAUAACGUUAUGAACACUUGGCCAAUGUUAGAUGGUGAGACUGGAAGCUGGAGAGAGCAUGCACCCUCAGUGUGCUUCAUUAUGUUAGUUUUACCCUUUUCAUUAUUGGUUUAUAAGAAACGUGCGAUCCUUUCUACGCUGCCUAUCAUAUUAUUGGUUAUUUUUAGUCAGCCUUCACAUCAGCUUUCAUCUUUAUAUGUAUUAUGAAGCAUGUCCGUGUUGUAACCGGCGCAUGUACAUCAUUCUCAUUUGUGUAUCUAUAUUUCUGUUUACAAAUUAGUUUGUCUUAUUAUUUGAUAAGUAAUAAUAACCUGAUUUAUCAUGUCUUUGUGAUUUAUCAGGAUUUUUAUAGCCUUGCUUUGGAUCCUAUCUGAAAACUCUUGGUUUCAUUGCUCCUUCCUUUUCUAAACAUUUCAUUAUAUUUAGCUACUCUUAUACAGAACACAUUGUGAGGGGAAUAUCAGUAGACUGAAAUGGUGAUUAUACCUGUACACUGUCAUGUACCGUGAUGUGUACAGAUGUAGCCACGCUCAUCUUACCCACAGCAUGGCCGCACCUGCACACGUGCUGUUCCAAGCCACGGGUGUGCUUUAGUACGCCAAGCUGCGACUAGGUAUGCCGUCCAUUCAUUCCUAAGGCCGUUCACGAGCGUGUCAUAGUCGCGGGCACUCUAGUCAUGCCUUCUUUGCUGUUGAUAAGACGUACGGUGGCAAAGGUGACCUUGUCUACAUCUGUAUAUCUGCUGUAUACUAUCUCUGUGUUCCACUAUUCCUCGCCUCUCACUUGACACAUUUCUAUAUUGCGGUUUGCUAAAUAAAUGUAUUUAAAUGUACUUGCAUAUAGAACUACCACUGCUGAGCCAGUAUAAAUAGACAUAUAUACAUUUACUAAUGUAUGCUGACAUCGGUUGGCUACAAGUCAUUUAACUAGUCAUUAAUAUAAUUUGCAGGUGGUAUGGCUUGAUGAAGCGAUUAGGGGAUUGUACAUUAUAACUACUUACAAAUAUGGCUUCCUUAAUGCCACGUCACUGCUCCGAAGGGACAUAUCUUAAAACAAACUGUGUUACUGUUCAAGCUACUGAUGAAGCCUGUACAAAGCAAAACAUACUGUAUUCAGCUGUAUUAAACAUUCAAGCGGUUUACAGUGUUUUGGUGGACAGAGCUGCUAAAAUAUGUCUCUUGUCAAGUUGUUCUAAAUAUAAAAUAAAUUGUACAGUAUAUACAGAGAUGAUGAUAAAACAAAAGCCAUAAAACUAUAUGAGUAUGUUACUAGGUAACAAGGAGGUCUGCUCAUCUGCUUCACAGUCAGCAACAGGCCACUAGAGGUACUGCAAGGAGUGUGCUUAAUAAUGCAUUCUAAUCAAUUAAUAUAGUUUCAAUACAGAACAUACAACAUACAUGUGUCAAAAGUUCUGCGGAUAUGUUUACCAGCAAAAUGAUCAUCUGAUUCACUAACCAAAUAUUUGUGUUAAAAGGAAAUGAUCCUUUGUUAUUUUACAGUAAAGAAACUUGCUGAAAGGUUCACUGACACAUUAUUAGCCAUUGUGGUAACUUACUGAGAUUCAUACUGCAUACUGUACUCUGUAUAAUAACAGAUGUGCCAGUGCGGCCUCCUUUCUUUAUAUAUACUAUCAGCAUAGCUUAAAGAGCAAGUAAAGCCACGAUUUGCAAAAAUAUUUGUCAAAGGCUGUAUAACUGCGUACAACCAAGCUCUCCGUAUAUCUCCCGCAGCAGGUUGAUAUAUUAUUAGGAGGUGUUUGUCUAAAUAAAUAUGCAAUGGGCCAAAUGUAAUGCAUGCUUUACAUCAGCGGUCGCAAAUCCCUGAUCCGCCGAUCAGAAACACUGAUCAGCUGCCACUGAUGAUCAUCAGAGAAUUCUGCAUGCUAAAAAUCCCCAAUUGGCCAAUCCCAAUAAUUUUUUCGUUAGAAUUGGCAAAUUCGGGAAAUCUAACCCGGGUGUUGGAAGAACAGGGAUUUGAGGCAAUCCAUCUCAGAUGUUUGAGCUCCAUAAUAGCUUGUGAGUUGCGCCAAAUGCUGGGAUUUCUGUGAUUAAAUGAUCAGGGGUUUUUUCAAGGAAAACAAUUGCUGCGUUAAUAUCACAACUCAAUUUCCAAAAUCUCAGCACUGCUCCAGGCUAUUACAUUUGUCCCCUACAGAAUGAGAGUUUUAGCUUCUAGACGUGUAUAAGAUCGGGACACUGACCUAAAGAUUGGGAGGGGUUGUGUGUAGUUAAGUGGGAAAGUCAUACUUAUUUGUAAACACAGCUAGAGUGAAAUGUCAGUUUAUCAUGGAAAAUGUAUUUUACCUUCAUGGUUUUGUCUUUUAAACUGAGCAUUAACAUUAGGAGUUUCAGUGCCAUAGUGCAGCCAUAUUGUUAUUUGCCAAGUUGACAAUGCACGUGCUCAUAGCUGCCUGGGUAUUGAUCUAAAGACAGCCCAUGGGCAUUUCAUAGUUCUGUGUAAUUGCAGUAUUUUCACAAUAUGAAUGGGCAUUACUUGCAGUGUAGUAGCAAUUCGAGAUACAUUUAUGUAUAUUUCUGUUAUUUGUUUUUAAUCUUUGCUGUAUGCUUCAGCCCAGACAUUUCUCUGAGGGCUCCAAAUUGUCCUCAUAGUAAUUCCAUGCAACUUGCUAAAAGAGAAAUAUUAUUUCCUAGUUACAUAGGGAGUGAGCCAUGGCUUUUCCAUGUAACGUUCUUGGCCCCCCUUCUAUAGUAACAUAUCAACUGUCCCCACCUCUGUAAGUAACACAUUUACCCCCCUUACCUUUAUUAUAAUAAAUUCCUGCACCUCCCCUGUAGUACUACAUGCCUUUACACCACCACUCCCCUGCAACACAUUCACCCUACCACUUUGGGUAAACCGCCCUGGAGUAAUACAUACUCCCAUAUCAUCACAUUUCCCUGUCUGUAGCAAUGCAAUCUUAACCCACUCCACCCCCAUCAAAACAUACUGUAUGAACGUCUCUUCCAACCUUCCCUCCCAGUACCAACACAUUCUGCACAUUUUCUUACCUAUCCUCCUGAGCAGGGGCUUAGUCUCUCUUGUGAAAAUAAGCUUCCGAGUAGUACAAGGACAGGCUGGCAGCGAAUCAGGGAAUGAUAAUUCUCUGCUAGACUGACUUCACUGACGAAUGGCCUGGUCUUGUUGUGGCUGCCACAGUGAGACUCUAUUUACAUUCGCUGUGCAGUUAUCAUUAGCUGUUUCCAGCAUGAACUUCUGAGUGUCACCUUCCCACAUAAUAAUAAUAAUAAUAUUACAAAUAAUAUUAACAUUUAAAAUUAGGCUGUGACCAUAAAUAAAAAUGGAAGUGUAAUUUUUUUUUUUUUUUUAAAUAUUGAUGAAAAGAAGUUUCUAGCCACAUGAUGGCGUCAGGAGAAGGCUAGCUGCUCAGCAAUAUAUGACAUAUGGCAUGAUGUCAUAUAUUGCUGAAAAGAAGUUUCUAACCACAUGAUGGCGUCAGGAGAAGGCUAGCUGCUCAGCAAUAUAUGACAUAUGGCAUGAUGUCAUAUAUUGCUGAAAAGAAGUUUCUAACCACAUGAUGGCGUCAGGAGAAGGCUAGCUGCUCAGCAAUAUAUGACAUAUGGCAUGAUGUCAUAUAUUGCUGAAAAGAAGUUUCUAACCACAUGAUGGCGUCAGGAGAAGGCUAGCUGCUCAGCAAUAUAUGACAUAUGGCAUGAUGUCAUAUAUUGCUGAAAAGAAGUUUCUAACCACAUGAUGGCGUCAGGAGAAGGCUAGCUGCUCAGCAAUAUAUGACAUAUGGCAUGAUGUCAUAUAUUGCUGAAAAGAAGUUUCUAACCACAUGAUGGCGUCAGGGGAAGGCUAGCUGCUCAGACCAUGCUCCAAAUGGCAUUAUGUAAUCUAUUUUGGCAACCAAAAUAGGCUAGUCAUGAAGACUAUAUUGCAAAAUUUGAUGGGUUCUGGAAAUGUAAAAAUAAAAAUUGAAAGCACCAAUCUAUUAUAUCUGCUUUGUCAUUAACUCUUCCUACUGUACAUGAUUUUGGACAACCAUGCUGACCAUCUAAGCACUUUACAAAAAAAUAUUUAUUAAUUGGAUAGAUAAUAUGCAUUGUAAAGCUAUAAAUAAGCACUUAAAUAAGCUUAAAUGAUUCUGCAAUAAAUAAGUGAUAUCUCCCAUAAUGUAGGAGUAUAAAUGAAACAUAAUCCAACAUAUAUUUCAAUUUAAUUGUGUGUCUGAGAGACUUUUCAUUUCUAUAAAACAGUACUGCGUAGAAUUAAUGAAACCAUUAUCUAUAUAAAUUGGCGAUUAGAGGAUUUUUGCGUUGUUAGUAUAGGUCCAUCUUUUCAUUACUGUUUUACUAAUAUCCUUUUACAUUUUGUCAAAGCCACAGAAACUGAGUUUAAAUUCAGUACACUGUUUUAUAUUUCAUUUGGACUGCCAUUUUUAUGUUAUGGUUUGUUGUGAUUGCAUCACAUUAAAUAAAACUUAUUGCAGUGUAAAAAAAAAAAAAAGGUAAUUUGUAUGGCUCAUAGCCAGAUACCUUAAAUGUUUGUAUUUAUGUUUAUUAUGGACUAC